GUUUGAAUACCUUCUAAGUAUGGAUCGAAAUUGAAAUUCGUUACUAAUGUCAACACAAGACGUUUGGCGCACGCAACGAAAGGCGGCCUUACUCCGUCACCAAUAUUAAUAAGCAUUUCACCACAAAAGCUUUGAAGUAUAGUUGGAUUCUUCCUAGGGAACUUUGGGUCUUGUCUUUGCUAACCAGUGUCUGUGUCGGUCAGUAAAACCGUGUUAUGUAAUGCGCGAUCUUUCAAAUGCGGAAAUACAGAGUAUAGUCAAGCUCCAAGCUCAUAUUCGAGGUAUUCUGGCUCGCACAAGGUUCAAGAAAGCUUUACAAAUUUUUCGAAAUAUAGUAUCGGAAUGUGGUGAAUCCGAAGAUAAUUUAAGUCAGUUCCAAUACACGUUUAAUCAUUUUGGGAAGAACAGAACAUGUUCAGUCAACAGCACCAAUACUUCUGAGAAGUUAAAACUUCCUGAUCUGUACGCUCUCAGAAACAAUCUUUUCCUCGAAGCUAUAUGGUUGGAUCAGGCUAUCAACAGUCGUCGUCAUUUUCUGAUGUAUAAACAAGACUUUAAUGCACAUUUCGAUCAAUGAGUAUGUAGUGUAAUAUAAUACAACUUAUUUGCUCAUCAACUUCAUACUGAUUUAUAUAUCUCGUAUUUCGAAUGGCACGUUAUGGUUUCACUGAUCGUUUUCAGUCAGUUUAAUGUGCUGCCACCUCAUUUUCCCAAAUUCAAGUUCAAGGAUCUGGGUCUGGAACUUAGUAGUCAACAGCUGAGUGUUAAGUAAACCGUAACACCACAAUAUGUCAUGUGCUUAAUCUUCAUGUUUCCAAUUAUUCUACCGCUGGUGAACAAAAC
Molecule: messenger RNA, 843 nt
Organism: Schistosoma mattheei
Lineage: Eukaryota; Metazoa; Platyhelminthes; Trematoda; Strigeidida; Schistosomatidae
Source: the annotation of a GenBank genome assembly